UGAUUGGAAAUAAUGAAAUUGUGAGUCUAUGAACCUCACAUAAUUUUGUAAUUUUCAAUUAAUUUUAACCUACAGAGAGUAUUAGAGAGUCUGUGUUGCUCGGACUCCUUACGUGCAUUUAACUGAAACAGACACUGCAUUCCUGUAUAUAAGAAUACAAAGCUGCAGUUUGGCAUUCAAGAUUUCAAGUUCCAUGAUGGCUGAUUCACUAUCGGUUAAUUUUGAUUCUUCAAUCAAGUCUGAAUUCUCCACCGAACAAGCACACAAAACUACCCAUGAGGCUAAACACUCUCCAUCUAACAUCCAAAAGGCUAUUGCUGAGGUUGUUGGUACAUACAUUCUUAUAUUUGCAGGAUGUGGAGCUGCUCUUGUAAAUGAGAAGUUGCCCCUUACAAUAGUAGGCAUAGCAAUGGUUUCGGGUCUAGGUCUAACGGUGGCUACAUAUUCUGUUGGCCAUGUCUCUGGUGGCCAUUUCAAUCCUGCAGUCACAAUUGCUUUGGCUGCUGUCAGAAAAGUUCAAUUUAAACUUGUGCCUAUUUAUGUGUUGUGCCAGAUGAUGGGUGCUACACUGGCCCCUCUCACCCUCAAAGUGUUGUAUCAUGACAAGGCGGAUAUUGGAGUAACAGUGACUAAAUACUUGAGCUCAACUUCUGAUCUAGAAGCAAUAGUGUGGGAAUUCAUCACCACAUCCAUACUAAUGCUCACCAUUCGCGGUGUUGCCACUGAUCACAGAGGGAGCAAAGAUCUCACUGGAGUUGCAAUAGGCAUUUCAGUUCUGAUUAACGUCAUCAUUGCCGGGCCUAUUACUGGAGCUUCAAUGAAUCCAGCAAGGAGUUUAGGUCCAGCUAUUGUAUCUGGUGAUUACAAAAACAUUUGGGUUUAUAUCAUAAGCCCAAUUCUUGGUGCAGUCUCAGCAAGUACACUUUACAAAUUCCUAGAAGUAAACAAACCAGUUAAACCCGAACCAUGCCAUUGUAACAUAUGCAAUCAUAAUCAUUUACCUUUCUAAUCCAUCAAACUAUAACCACUAGGGUCGGCCUAGUGGUGGGGGCAUUUGGAGUAGUAUGCAUGGAGUCUUAGUUCAAACUUCAUUAAGACCAUUGUACCCAGAAAAACCAUCAAACUAUACACUUCCAUGUACUUGAUCAAACUCUUUGAGGAUCUAUAAUCUCUAGUUAGCUUAAAAAUAAACAAUCCGAUUACUU
Molecule: messenger RNA, 1205 nt
Organism: Glycine soja
Lineage: Eukaryota; Viridiplantae; Streptophyta; Magnoliopsida; Fabales; Fabaceae
Product: aquaporin NIP1-1-like
Exons: 5
Coding region: 194-1009 (271 amino acids)
Biological process (GO): transmembrane transport
Cellular component (GO): membrane
Molecular function (GO): channel activity
Source: RefSeq, a predicted model, not a curated record